This is a messenger RNA of Cynoglossus semilaevis (tongue sole), 3828 nucleotides long. It is a transcript of the gene bahd1, whose product is annotated as bromo adjacent homology domain containing 1. Gene Ontology annotation, biological process: heterochromatin formation; negative regulation of DNA-templated transcription. The record is from RefSeq and is a predicted model, not a curated record. The coding region runs from base 1087 to 3630 and encodes 847 amino acids. Gene Ontology annotation, cellular component: chromatin silencing complex. The transcript is spliced from 7 exons. Lineage: Eukaryota; Metazoa; Chordata; Actinopteri; Pleuronectiformes; Cynoglossidae. Gene Ontology annotation, molecular function: transcription cis-regulatory region binding; chromatin binding.
CAUAUAUUACAAAUACUAAACUUUACUGACUCACUGGGAAGUACUUCUAAGCUAACUACAUAGUAGCCCCUACUAACUACUACGGCCCUGAUCACAAGUUAAAACAUAAAAUGCCAAAGCUUUAGACCACGCUCAGGAUAUCAUUUCAAGUACACGCAACAUGAAACAAGUCCAACUUAAUUGGAGUUCUAAGUCAGUGUUACUCAGGGAGCCUUCUGUACAAUACUGGUCUCUCAUCUGGUAGAGACCACACACAAGACAAGAGACAGUGUUCUGGUGACAGCAGGUGCCAAUGUCAUUAUUAUGGUCCUAAUAAUGGUGGACAUUUGAUGCAAAACUGACUUUGUUAAGGUUUUAAUUUACGUAUUUGCUCUCGUUAAAAGCAAAAAAAAAACUAGUUAAAUCACACAAUGGGUUCAAAAACUGUUACUUUUUUUGUAUAAAUUUGUAUUAAAUUUCUAUUAUAAACAUAUAUACAUUUAAGACAAGACAUAUAAAAACCACUUUGAAUACAUUUUCCUCUCUUUGUUCUCAAGAUGUAAAAUUGUAAAAAAAACGAGCCCUACAGCGUCAGGGUUAAACAGGGUUAGCCUGUAUUUAAAGAAAAAAAUCAAUAGUCGGCACCAGAUAUCAAUAUUAACGCUCUGUCCAUGUUAAGGUGAGGGUUUAAAUCAAGGCGGUUACUUAGUGGGAAUUUAAACCUAUGACAUUCUCACGUCUGACAAAGGUGUGAGCUUUAAUCCCUUUUAUCUCUUUAAAUCACUCAGAUGUUGAACUGAAGUCCCAGAGGAGAAUGUCAGUCUCGGGUUAAUCUACAUAACGAUCAUGUCUCCAUCGAGCUAAGGGAUCAAUGAUGAGGCUACGCAAAUUAGCUUUGCUUAAUUUCAAUGGAUAACAAGCAGUAAAAAGGUUAAAAACAGACGUUUUAAAUGGCUGCCCCCAAAACCCUGAGCAAGAGAACAUGCAUGGACCCAUCUAAAGAUUUAUAAUGACGCUGACUGACGGCCCUGUCUGAGCUCAGCUGCGCCAUCACUGGAGCCUGUGGAUGACGAGGGGGUGGUGUAUCUGCUCGCAGACGCUGAGACCAUGGUGAAAGCUCAGCACAGCCAGCCUGCAAAACGUGGGAGACCGCGCAAGGAUAAGGAAAGCAAGGAAAAGGGAGGCGGGGUGAAGAAGAUAAAGGAGAAAAAGAAAGAGCUGAAAGAGAAGGAGAAGAUAAUUAGGAAGGAGUCGCACCAUCGUAGAAUGAAAACUCUGGUCGUAGGAGAUGGAGACGCACUGGACUGCUGCGUCCUGCUCACGAGGUUGGAGGAGAAAGGGGUUUUUGUGGUCAAAGGUGAGGAAUGCAAACAAGAGAAGAGUGUUAAAGACAAAAAGAAGCUUCACUCAAACUUUGUUAAAGAGAGGACCAAAUCUGGACUCGAGAAAACGGCCAAUCAGCAAGCACUGGAACCAAAAAUCAACCAAUCAGACGCCUUACUCACGCUUUCUACACCUGUUCUUGAGCCUCGCAGGCGGAGAAUGGCUUCUCUUAAUGCGGAGGCUGUCAACAGCCUGCUGCUGUACCGAGAAUGUUCUGCACCAACAAACCUCACGAGGAAACAACCUUUCUCUGAGGAAACUCCUGAAGAAAUUCUCAGCAAAACUGAACAGAGAACCAAAAAGUCGGUUCCUGAAGAAAAACCUAAAAAACAGAAGAAGUCUUCAGUGGAAGCUCUUAACAUUGACUGGCUGACUUUGUUAGCGCCAACACCCCGGCGUCAGGCAGGUCUCACUGCUGCAACACUCCUAAAACUCACCAGUGCUCCUUAUGGAACCAAACGACAGAAGAAGUCAGAGCCCAAGUCGGGGAGCGGCGGUGACGCAGCAGCAACAACGACUCAGGACGAAACAAGCAGCAAAUCUUUGUGUGAAGAAAAAACACAGACCAAAAGAACAAUGCGCCCCAAACACAAGGAGCAACUAAAGCACAGACAACAGGGUACUGAGGGUCCGGUCCAUCCCCAGCCGGGGUCAAACAUCCAGGGAUGCUGUAGUCAAUGUAAGUUGGAGAGUUUGGACCCUGAGUGGAUGGACACCACGGGGGGACAGGAGUGUCUCAGACCUGCUCUCCAUUGUGGCUCUGCUCUGGGAUUCCCCCUGAAAACCAUCAAGGAGGAGCAGGUGGAGACUAAGGUGACCUCCUCCUGUUACUGCUGCACCCAGGAGCGGUGUCUCCAGUACUGUCACAGACUAGCCCUCUUCCUGGAAGACAAGCCCUACAAGGAAACGGAGGACGGCUCGUUGCCCGACAUGUUUCACCACCAUCACCACCACCACCAUCAUCACCACCACCAUCUCAAGUCACCUCACUCUGUAGCACACCCAACCACCAUCACCAUCAGUCCGCACACCUACACCUGUUUCCCCAGCUACUACGUCCACUUCACCCAUCCAGAUGCCUCCCCCUCACCCAUGUCACCACGUGCUUUGUGCCAAAAGGGUGGCAAAAGACCCAAACUUCUCCCCAGCACAAGCCCCCAGCCCUCAGGGAUAAGCCAUCCAGUCUACUGCUGCACCUCAGUGGAGGCAUGCUACGGAGAACCCUGCAGGAUCAAUAGCUACUCCACAUAUACUAAUGUGAUUCCAGCCAUCACCAGAGGAGGGUGCUCUUUCAGCCCAACAGACUGCAAUUUUACACACAGCAUCAAAAGAGACGACUACUCAUCAACUCUCAGUGAUCAUCACAGCCCUUCCUCCAUUCCCAUCUCUCCCAGUCCCAGAGUUCUCACUGGUUGUCCCAUUCCCACUGUGCCUCCAGCCGGCCAAUCCGUGCCCCACGUACAGUCUCCGCUGUCCGAUCCCAGCCAGCCCCAGCCUCCGCUGCAGGUGGCCAAGGAGUGUCCGCAGAGUGCCAAGUCACCCAGCGGGUCCAGGUCUGGUGUGCGCGGCCCAGGCGGCAUUGGCUCAGCUGUCUACUCUCCCACCAGGGAUAAGAAACAGAAGCUCAGCGCCGCCAACGGCAGAGAGCGAUCGGUUGCCAAGCAGCCAAAAAAAGCCCGGCAAAAAACUACCAACGGUUGGCGGCCAGUUGGCCUGCCCUUUCAGAAGGAGGUUUUCUCUGUGGGAGAGGAGGCUCCUGUCCUGAGGAAGUGUUUUGAGGCCGUUCGGAGAGACGACGAGCUGAUUCGAGUCAGAGACACUGUUUUGCUGAAAUCAGGACCCAGGAAGAAGUCGCUGCCGUACGUGGCUAAGAUCUCAGCGCUGUGGGAAGAUCCUGAGUCAGGAGAGAUGAUGAUGAGCCUGUUUUGGUACUACCGUCCAGAACACACACAAGGGGGACGCAACCCCGACGUUCAUUGUGAGAAUGAAGUCUUUGCAUCACGUCACCAGGAUGUGAACAGUGUGGCCUGUAUUGAAGACAAAUGCUAUGUCCUAACGUUGGCACAGUAUUGUCGAUUUCGUGCCUUUGUAAAACGCCAGAGGGAAGGCGUACAAGACAGUGCCGCCGCCCUCCUGGUGCCACCCAUCUUUGGCAACACCAUGCCCACCCACCACUGUGUGCCCGAUGACAUCGAUCCAGAGCUGGUGUUCUUCAGUCGACACGUCUACGACUUUAGAUACGGACGCCUGCUAAAGAACCUGCAGUAGCCUCUGUCAGGCGUGGUAUAUUUACACUAAGGGAUGUGCACUGAUGACACUCUGGUUUUAUUCUCCAAAAUUUUAAUACGCGUCAAACCUACCUGCUGCCUCUGCCAGAGAGGAACUGGGAAUUUAGGAGGAAGAAAUUUGCUUGUUUUCGUUUGAAAUUUCUUGAUCAUAGCCAACAUGCCGCCCAUAUACUAGUAA